Nannospalax galili (Upper Galilee mountains blind mole rat) is the source of this 1896-nucleotide messenger RNA. It is a transcript of the gene Cldnd1, whose product is annotated as claudin domain containing 1. NCBI's taxonomy places the organism in Eukaryota, Metazoa, Chordata, Mammalia, Rodentia, Spalacidae. The transcript has 6 exons. Bases 174 to 935 code for a protein of 253 amino acids. The record is from RefSeq and is a predicted model, not a curated record. Gene Ontology annotation, cellular component: membrane.
GAGGGGGCGGGCUCUGCAGGGAAGUGCGUCAGAGGAGGCGCGGAGAGGGCAGGGUGCCGUGGUCUGAGCUGGAGGACCAAGCUGGCGGAGCGAGAGGAUGGGCGUAUGCAGGUGAUAGACUAGAGAACAAGACUUCUGUCUCCGUAGCAUCCUGGAGCAGUCUGAAUGCCAGGAUGGAUAACCGUUUUGCGACAGCCUUUGUCAUUGCUUGUGUGCUUAGCCUGAUUUCCACCGUCUACAUGGCAGCCUCAAUAGGCACAGACUUCUGGUACGAAUAUCGAAGUCCUGUUCAAGAAAAUUCAAGUGACUUGAAUAAAAGCACCUGGGAUGAUUUUCUUGGUGAUGAGGCAGAUGAAAAGACUUAUAAUGAUGCACUGUUCCGGUACAAUGGCACAAUGGGAUUGUGGAGACGGUGCAUUACCAUACCCCAAAACACACAUUGGUAUACGCCACCAGAAAGGACAGAGUCAUUUGAUGUGGUUACAAAGUGCAUGAGUUUCACACUAAAUGAGCAGUUCAUGGAGAAGUAUGUUGAUCCUGGAAAUCACAAUAGUGGAAUUGAUUUACUCCGGACCUAUCUUUGGCGUUGCCAGUUCCUGUUACCUUUUGUUAGUUUAGGUUUGAUGUGCUUUGGGGCGUUGAUUGGACUUUGCGCCUGUAUCUGCCGAAGCUUGUACCCCACCAUUGCCACAGGCAUUCUCCAUCUUCUUGCAGGUCUGUGUACACUAGGCUCUGUAAGUUGUUAUGUUGCUGGAAUUGAACUACUGCAUCAGAAACUCGUGCUGCCUGAGAAUGUAUCUGGAGAAUUUGGAUGGUCCUUCUGCCUGGCUUGCAUCUCGGCUCCAUUGCAGUUCAUGGCUUCUGCUCUCUUCAUCUGGGCUGCUCACACCAACCGGAAAGAGUACACCUUAAUGAAGGCAUAUCGCGUGGCAUGAAUGGGAAGCUGCCUGCUUUAAGUUGUCAUUUUUAAUACAUUUUUUAAUACUGAUGUUUUCUCAUGCCCCCUCUCAGUUUUUAAUUUUUAUUUUUUGUGCAUAUGCCAUUUUAUUCUGAAAAUCCAUUUUAUUUAUAUACAUACCCAGGACAAAUUUACUCAUGUCUGCUAAAUUUCCAAUAAGUGGAGUAACUAUCUGUUAAAAUAGAAACUAGUAUCUUUGGGAAAUCUAUUAUGACCCUCAGAUCUUUGUUUACUUUCCUAUUGUAGAUAGCUAACAGUGCUAUUAAAAGACUUAUGCUUCAUAAAACUGGGAAGUUAUUUAACAUCCUUGUCCCUAAACUUUGACACAUUGCUUCAUCUGAGGUGAAAUAUGGCAGCUGUUUAUACUGUGUGUCUACAAAAAGAAGUGAAAAUAGUGUUUACUUGGCAUUUUAGCUUUGUAAGUGCAAAAUUUCAGCUCAACCAGAAAAGCAGAUCAGUCUUAGUAUAUUAUCCUGUUUUUUAAACUCCCUAUUAGACAUUUCAAUAUCACAAAACCAUUUUGAAAUUUGCUUCUUCCCCCUCCACACACCAGGCUUAUCAAUAGAGUACUUUCUUUUCAUCAUAGCACUAGAAUCAGAGUCCCCAACUACUUUGUUCCAGCUGAGUACCACAAGGAAGAUUUUACCAAUAAUGACCUGUUGUCCUAUAACUGAUUUUACCCUUUGCCUUACAUGACUGUCAUCUGGAAUGCAGUAUUUCCUGUUUCUUCUCAGAAAAACUUAUGUAGGUCACAUGGUUUCCAAGAAUCUGAAACCUAAAGAAACUGAAACUUAUGCUAAUAGGGCAUCUGGCCUGCUAGAUUGUAAUAGGAUACUAGGCCUAUCAUGCUAAUGAGGAAUCCUACUUGCUGUACUAUGAUUGGACCACUACCCCUAUAUAAGCUUGUGCCUUCCUGCAAUAAAGUAGAUCUGUGUCAC